AUGGAAACACUAGUUAACGAAAAUAAUAUUAAUACAAAAAGCGAAGAUGGUAAUGAACAUAGUGAAAAAUUAGCAGAAUAUUCAAAUAAUGCUAAAGGGGGGGAAAAUGAACUAAUAUAUGAAAAAAAAGAUGAAAUAUAUAUGAAUUAUAUUGAACAAGAUAAGUUAGAUGUACCAUCAUUAGUAGAAAUAUGUAAACAACAAUUAAUAGUUAUCUUAAAGGAUAUGUGUACUGAUUCAAAUAAUUCCGAUGAAAAAACAUCAUUUUUAUAUCAUUUAAAUAGAUUGAGAAAUGCAUUAACAGUUGUCGAUUUACAUAAUUAUAUAGCCGUAUUUGGUCCAUGUCUAAGUUAUAAUAAAUUACCAUCUACUUGGAAUAUUUCUGUAUGUGAUUAUUUAAAGCAACAAUUAAAUAUUCUGCGAGCAGCAGAUUCACAACAAAAUUCAAAUAAUUAUAUGAACUAUUAUGAUUUACACAAUGAAUAUGAAGAAGCAAUAAUAAAUAAAAAACUAAACUAUGUUAAUAAUUCUAAUUUUGAUAAUAAUAAUAAUAAAUAUGGAAAUGGAGCAAAUGAUACUAAUGUAAAUAAUAAUUUUAAUUUAGCAAAUGUGAUGGGUUCAUCAAAAGAUAAUACAAAUUUAAGUAUUAAUGGUAAAGUUAUAAAUCAAAAUAAUUUCCAAAAUAGUGGAGGAAAUACGAAUAACUAUUGUGAUCAAAAUGAAAAUAUGGUAGACGAUUAUUAUGAUUGUCUUAUGCGAACAAAAUUACCAAAUGAAUCAGUUAAUAAUUUAAAAUAUAUGAUGAAUAGCAAACAAGACAAUCCUAAUAAUGCAGAUGUCGAUAAUGUUUUAUCCUAUUUAAAAAAGUAUGAACUAAAAUCAAAUAAAAAUAAUACUAAUAAAAAUGAUGAUGUUUCAAAAUAUAAUAAUAAAGAAUCUGAUUAUGAUUAUCAAGAAGAGUACUUAAAAGAUAAAAUGUUAUAUGAUUCAGAUAUGGAUGAAAAUAAUAUGAUGGAUCAAAAUUUUAUGGAUGGUACAUAUAAUAAUGGCGUUAAUGGAAGGGGGACUCGAGACUAUGAUAAUAAUGGAAAUAAUUUGAUCGGAAUGAAUAGUAAUAAUACCAAUAUAAAUAAUAAAAAUUAUAAUAUAAAACUUGAAAAAAUAAAAAAAAAUGAUACAAUGAAUAGUUGGAAUAAACCUAAUACUGAAGGCCAUCCUGAAUAUUUGCCAAGAAUUCCAGGUGUUCGAUUUAAUCCUAAAAAACAACAAUGGCUAGCUGCUUGGAAUGAUAAUACAAGAGAAAUAAGAAAAUAUUUUUCAGUUAAACAAUAUGGUUUUGAGCAAGCCAGAAUAUUAGCUGUUAAAGCUAGGCAAGAAGCAGAAAAGGCGGGUGCCAGAUGUAAGCCAAUGUUUCAUGUACAUGGUAGAAAAGCAAUUGAUGGAAUAUCUAAUGAAUUAAUAAAAGUUAGUCUUAUAAAUACUCAGAUGAGUAGUAAUGAAAUGGAUCCAAAUUAUAAUAACGGUGCCCCUAAUGGAAGUAAUAAUGCCAUCAUGGGAAAUAAUUGUAAUAUGAUUAUGGCAAAUAGUAAUAAUCUCGGAGCACUUCAAAAUGGUAUUAAUAAUAUGAAUAAUAUGGGAGGUGGAAAUAUGAACACAAUCAAUGGCAUGCCUAACAUUGGUGGAAUGAAUACCCUAAAUGGGAUAAAUCAAUUAAAUGGCAUGAAUAUGGGAAAUAUGAAUGGUGAAAAUAAUAAUGCAAUGUUGGGAAUGGCAUUGGUUACUGCGCCUAAUGAUAUAUUAACCAAAAAAGAUUUAUUAAAAAGUGAAACAAAUAAAGGAAUAAAAAGAGGUCGAGGUCGACCACCGAAAAGGAAACUAAGCGAAGACUCAAAUCUAUCAUUAGAUGAAAUAGAACAAAGUAUACGAAGAGGAUAUAUUACUGGUAAUAAUAAUGGAAGCUUCAAUGAUAAUGGAGAAUUGCUAGAAUGUAUGGAUCCAUAUGAUAAAGAUUGUACUAGACCUAUGAAAGGGGUUUCAUAUAAUGAUAGAAAAGGUUCGUGGCUAGCUUAUUGGUCAAUUGGUAAAAUUUUUCAAAUGCGGCGAUUUCCAAUUAAAAAGUUAGGUUUUGAAAAAGCUAAAGAAUUAGCUAUACAAUGUAGAUUGGAAGCUGAACAAGCUGGAGCAACAACAACUGAAAAUAGAAAUAAAAGAGGAAGAAAUUUAUUAAAUAAUAAUUCAAACAAUAAUUUAGAUUCAAUGUUAGAUAAUAGUUCAAUGUUAGAUCAUGAUGACAACAUGAAUGAUAAUACUAAUGGUGCCAAUAAAGGGAUGAAUAGAAAUAUGUUAUUACCACAUAUGCAUAAUUUUAAUAAUGGCCAAGGUUUAGGAAGUAAUGUAACUAAUUCUGGAGCAAAUCCUUAUCAACAUCAUGGAAUGCUUGGGGCUAUAGGAGGGGGUGUUCAUAAUAAAAUUCCACAUAGUGAUGGACAAGAUAGUGAAAAUGAUUUUUCCCCUACAAAAAGAACUAGAGCUCCAAGAGGCCGACGUAUGGAAAGUUUAACUGCAAGAGCUAAUGCAUUGACACCUGUUGAAGGGGUGAGAUUUGAUCCAUACUCAUAUUCAUGGUUUGCCAAAUAUUUAGAAAAUGAGAAUUCAAAAGAACCUAAAAUUUCAAAAUAUUUAUUAAAAAAAUGGGGAUUCAAUAAAGCACAUAGUUUAGCUGUGCAUACAGUUAAAUGCGCAUAUAAAGCUGUUCCUUUUACGGAUGAAGAAUUAUUAAACAUAUUUAAUAUUGAUGCAAAAAAUAUGAUGAAUAAUGGAAACAAUCAAAAUGGUAUGAUAAAUAUAAAUUUUAAGGAUAAUUUUGCUAACGGUGCUGUUGAAAAUAAUGCACCACAUUUUGCUUCAAAUAAUUUUGGAAAUAAUAAUUUGAUGAAUAAUAUGGUAAUGAUAAACGGGGCACUUGGUAAUAAUCCAAACAUGGAUAUGAAUAUGCAUGCAGGUAAUUCCGGAAAUAUUUCUAAUAUCACCAACAUAUCAAAUCCAAUUAAUAAUAAUUUUCCAGGAAAUAUCGGUGCAUUUAAAAAUUACACUACACCCGGUGUUGGAAAUAAUGGUAUGGUUGUAGUACCGCCAGGCAUGAAUAACCUUGCUGAAUUAAAUGCAAUAAAUGGAUUAGACCCGAAUGGAGUUAUUAAUGCACCCAAUGAUAAUAAAAUAAUGGAUCCAUCAAAUAUAAAUGGAAAAGAUGCUAAUUUAGAAAAUGAUAAUACCGGAAUGGAUGGGAGGAAUAUUGGAAACUCAAUGAAUAAUAAUAUAAAUCAAGUUAACAAAAUUAAUGGCUAUAAUUUUAAUAAUUUACAUACAGGGGGAAUAGGAAACAUUAUUCCAAAUAAUAAUAAUGUUAAUGGCCACAGUGAUAAUAUAAAUAAUUAUGCACAAAAUAUAGAUGGGCAUAAUAUAUCUGGAGAAAAAAUGAAUUCGGUAACCAAUUUUUUGAUUGAUGAUAAUAAAAAUAGCUUAGAGCAUGGGGGAAUAAAUCAUGUUGCAAAUAAUAAUAAUAGCAAUAAUAAUUAUAAUUCUGGAAAUGUAAUAAAUUCUGAAUUUUUAGAUUCUAUAAAUAGAAAAAAUAACUCCAAUACAAAUAAUAAUUACAUGACUCCUAAUGAUGGCAUUCGAAAUAGCAAAGAUACAAACAAUGAAAACGAUAAAAUAAAUAACAAUUUAAAUAAUGGAAUAAAUUAUGUUCCAAAUAAUAAUAAUUCUGUAUAUGGUCAGAUGGAUAAUGAACUGACAAGCCAUAAUAUGAAUACAAUAUCCCCAAGCAAUAUGACGAAUGAUAUGAACAGAAAUGUGUUAAAUCAGACAUAUGGAAUCCAAAACAAUAGUAAUAGUCAUGGAAAUAUGAAAUCAGAUAUGAUAAAUAAUUUAAUGGAUUAUAUAAAUAACAAUGACAAUAAUACAAAUAUUACUGAAUUACAAACACGAACUAAUAAUGUAAUUAGAGAUCGCACUAACAUUACUAAUAAUACUGAUGUGGGAAAUAAUAUGGAAGGUGAAAAUAAUAAUACAAAUAAUUCAUAUGAUCAGAAUGGAGGUAGGAAUUUUAAUGGAUAUGGAAAUGAAGAUGGUAAUGGAAAUAUAAAUGAUCCAUCAAUAUAUUAUAUGAAUUCAAAAUCAGAAAUAAAAACAGAGUAG
Messenger RNA from Plasmodium berghei ANKA, 4197 nucleotides. Its product is annotated as AP2 domain transcription factor AP2-I, putative. The record is from RefSeq and is a predicted model, not a curated record. The transcript has a single exon. NCBI's taxonomy places the organism in Eukaryota, Apicomplexa, Aconoidasida, Haemosporida, Plasmodiidae. Gene Ontology annotation, biological process: regulation of DNA-templated transcription. Gene Ontology annotation, molecular function: DNA-binding transcription factor activity. Bases 1 to 4197 code for a protein of 1398 amino acids.